GAGAAAAGAUUCUCUCAUUGGAUCCCUUGGAGCUGGGCGGGAAAUGGACCUAGCUCCAGGGCUCGAUCAAGAGAAGGGAGGAGGAGCAGUGUGAUCUCGGCUCCCUGCCGGUGAUCAGUCGGCGGUAGGGGAUCGCAGGAGCGAGAGGAGGGUUUUUGCCAUGGCCAAGAGGAGGAAAUCGACGCCGAGGAAGCGAGGGCGACCACCAGCGGGCGGCGAUGGCGCUGGGACGAGCAGAGCCGGCGCCCAGCAGAACAAGCCACACGGCAAGCGCAGGUUUAAGCCCGGGACUGUGGCGUUGCGGGAGAUCCGACGCUUUCAAAAGAGUUAUGAGCUACUUCUCAGGCCAUUGCCAUUCGCAAGAGUGGUGAGAGAGAUCACGAACGUUUUCUCGUCGGAGGUAUCCAGAUGGACUGCCGAAGGAUUGAUAGCUCUCCAAGAGGCUGCCGAGGACUACCUUGUUCAUCUCUUCGAAGACACCAACUUAUGUGCCAUUCACGGCAAGAGAGUCACCAUAAUGCCCAAGGACUUACAUUUGGCCCGUCGACUAAGAGGAGCCUCCGAACGGUUCGUUUGAUACUUUUUUUUUUUUUACGUUAUCUCCUCUCUCGCGCGGUCGGUUUCCUCGUCGAGGGCCGGGUCAUUGUUUGUAUCCUUGGCGAUUAUUCCUAGGCUUUGUUCGCCGCGUCUAUCUAAUUCUGCCCCUCAGUUUAGCCUUUGCUUCUCAAGGGCGGCCAUCAAA
Selaginella moellendorffii is the source of this 742-nucleotide messenger RNA. Its product is annotated as histone H3.3. The coding region runs from base 161 to 577 and encodes 138 amino acids. NCBI's taxonomy places the organism in Eukaryota, Viridiplantae, Streptophyta, Lycopodiopsida, Selaginellales, Selaginellaceae. Gene Ontology annotation, cellular component: nucleosome. The transcript is spliced from 5 exons. Gene Ontology annotation, molecular function: structural constituent of chromatin; protein heterodimerization activity; DNA binding. The record is from RefSeq and is a predicted model, not a curated record.